AUGGACUUCUUCGACUCGGACUGUUUGUGUGAUUACACCAUCAAAAAGAAGUCGCUGAGUGACAUCUUUUUUCCAACACACAGCAGAGCACCUAUUCCACGGCAUUCCAAUGCAUACAAUGAUUUCUGGAACUUUCUGCAAAAACUUCAGCGGGUCAUUCGAAGCAAAUGUGAUCAAGGUACAUCACGGCUCCUGGGUUGUAGCGAGAACAGAAGUUCCGGCUGUGAGUAG
Messenger RNA from Opisthorchis viverrini, 231 nucleotides. RefSeq lists its product as hypothetical. The transcript is spliced from 2 exons. The record is from RefSeq and is a predicted model, not a curated record. Bases 1 to 231 code for a protein of 76 amino acids. NCBI's taxonomy places the organism in Eukaryota, Metazoa, Platyhelminthes, Trematoda, Opisthorchiida, Opisthorchiidae.